CCAAACUUUCUUUCAUAACGCAAUCAAAAGUCUACGGCAGCAAUAAUUCUGCACCAGCAAUACCAGAAACACCAAAAGGUCAGUCACCAAAUGCCUCAGAUGCCGGAAGCUCUCCGAAAUUAUACCUAUCGCCUUCAAAUUCGUCUUCGUCUUCCUCUUUGUCUUGCUCUUUCAAGGAAAUAGAGGAACACGAUUACAAGCCAGAAUAUAAAAAAAGAAAGAUCAGGGAAAAAUGUGAAAACAUUAUGAAAGAAAUUCACAAGAUUUGCGAUGACAAUGGCGAAACGUUGUGCAAUGUUUUGUCGCGUUGUUGUGUUCUUUCCAGGGGUGAACUUCCAAAUAGGAGUAGGAAGAUUAUCCAGGAUGUCAUUUAUGAAGUUGAGAACACUUUUGGAAUAAAGAAGACCCUUCAGGAAUGCAUACCAAAAGAAAUCGUCGAAAAGCAAGUCCAGGCUAUGACUGUACCAGACUGGCAGCUUCUCUUGCUAAAAUUGCAAAUCCCAAUUUCGGAUGAUGGAUGGCAAAAAAUCUUAAAUGUCACUGAGUUAGGAAAAAAAGGUAGGUCAUCCAGGGCUCAAGUGCUAUUGUCUAAAAAUUGUAUUAAGGCUGUGAAAAGUCAUGUCUUUGGCAAAGUUGAAGACCUGUUCACUGUGAAACCAAUAGAAGAUGAUGAUACACCAGGGUAUGAUGUAUCUCUUCAGCCAGUUAUUCACUGGCAAGCAAGAGAGCUACGACUGCAUGGUCACAACACUGAACACAUACAACUGAACAUCAAGCUGGAUGGAAGACCUUUUUCCGGAAGAAAACAGGUACUAGUUGGCAUUAUACCCUCAAGUACUGCUCACUGGUCAAACCACAGUUGUAAAUCCUUUCUCCCGCUGGCAAUAGCAAAUUGUGAAGAAAAUAGAAAAAACCUUAAAAGCCUUGUUGCCAAGCUGAAUAAAGAAAAAAAGCUCAUCAAAGAUAGUGGAAUCGAUGUUGAUGGCAAGCAUUAUACUGUCUCAUUUAAAGUGACUCUAGACUUGAAAGCGCUACACCUUCUUUUGGAAAAAGAAGGUGAGGAAGAUUUUGUGCUUGGAGGAAAAGGACUGGAAGUUGAGUUUUGCUUUAUAUGCCACGCCAAGAGGAACUGCAUUUGUAACAUUGGCCCAAGCACGGUAUGUCUAAAACAUUUUAGUGACACCAAGGCUAAUAUAGGAAGCACUAAUUUCAAAGGCAUAAGGAAUGAUCUGACCUUCUUACUGGAAGAGGAUUUGAAUUCAAUAAAUGUAUGUGUUCUCCAUUGUGAGUUAAGAAACACAGAACAUCUAAUUGCAUCUCUUGGGCUUCAAUGCUAUAGAAUAGGUACCUUAAAGCAAUGUAAUGAGUCAUUAUCAAACUAUGGACCAGAAACAACUGGAAGCAGAAUUAGUGUGAAACUGAAAGAAGGUCAGCAAACUGUCGUCAAUAAGAACAAUGUCACAGUUAAGUCAUUUUCAGGUAACACAGAAAGACGCAUCCUUGACAACAUAGAAGAAAUCCUUGAUGAUUGCUUGCCUCAUGAAGCUGUGAAGACAGAAUUUGUUGACCCAACAGCUGCAAAACUAUUUUUACUGAACAAAGUUUCUUUCUGCACUCAGCGAAUAAAGUAUUAUUCCAGCCUUAAAACUGAAGACAAUUUUGUUAGAGAUUUUGGUAAUGAAAAAGAGGAGGUACAGCUUUCGUAUUCAGAUGCUGGUAAAAUGGUGGAUGAAUACAUAUGCCUUUGGAAGGAAAAAAAGAAGGAGAUUUCUGAACAGCUGUCAAAAGCGGCAUUGAAGCCUCAAAGUACAAAAUCUGCAAGUAACAAAAAGGAAGGUUGUGGUAACAUGCUGGCUGACUACGCAGCGCACAUUUUUCUUGAAUUCUUUAAAAAGGUUUUCACUGAUUGGAGAGAAAUAGCCACAAUAUUAAGAAAAGAGGUGUAUGGAAAGGAUGAGCAGCACUCCAUUGAUGURUAUGACCUAAAGUGCAAGGAAUGGGGGUUUCUUCUACGUGAGAUGUUUGGAUCGUCACUUGGGACGGGUGACUAUGGUCAUAUUGUAAUAGAACAUUCAAGCAUGUUGCUGAGGCAGUUUGGUAGUUUAAGAGAAUACUCCCAACAAUCCAUUGAGUCAGCGCAUUCAUUGCAAAGACAACUUUAUUCCAAGGCAACUUCGCAUGGCUCCACCUCUUCCAUAAAGCAGAUUCUCCUUCACUUCUACUCCGAGCGAAUUCUUUUCCUGAGAUUGUGUUUUAGAAAAGCCUUGGAAUGUAAUUCGAAAGGUGAUGUAUUUCACUUUGGAGGAUGCGGUUGGUCGAUGAGCGGUGCAAAGGCAAUACGCUGGUCAUCUGCCGAUAUUUCAUGGAUCACAAAAAUGGAUUCUCUGUUGACAAAAAUUUUUGGUGAAGAUUUUCUGAGGUACAAAUGUGAUAAACUUACGAAAGUGAUGGAAAUUGUACCUGAGAGCCUGYCAUCGUUUGUGUAUAACCAUGAAGAAUGGGAAAAAGAAUAUAAAACCAGUCUGGAUGUAUCAAACGUCAGCAAAUCACUAUCCAGUAAAGUGAACCAACACGCUGAGGWUAGCAAAUCGCAACCAAUUACAAAAGUGGUUGGCAAUUCACAAUCUUCCAACAAACAACUGUUGACGGCAAACGUUUCAACCAUACUSGAGCCUGACCUCAGAAGUAUGAAGAAAAAUAACCUCACCAGGAGACAGAUAUCUCAAAUUCAGCUCCCAAAAGUAGUCCAGUUGUCUCAUUUAGAUCUUGAAGUAGUAAAAUCUCCUGUGAGGUUUAGUAAUCCGUUUUUGAUAGCUGCAAGACCCUCAAGAGGCGCAAUAAACAAAUGUAAAAACUUGCUACAGGUUUUUAAAAUGAAAUCAAUAGGUUCUGCAAUUCUAAUUGACUCGGAUGACGACGAGGAUGAAUACGAUACAGAUGACAUAGGAAUUCAAGUUGGUGGUCUGGGUGUCUUCAGCCGAUAUGCCAUUGAUAUCUGGGAAAAGGCUAUUGAGGCCUCAAUAAUAUCUCAUGAGGUUGAAGAGGAAUUGAACUGGCUUGGAAAAAGUUAUGGCAUCUUAACACCUGAGGAAGUAAUCUCCAUUGCGUCUAUGCUGUUAGACCAUAAGCCAAACGAUACGAUUUUAUCAGUCGGGGACAUUAUCGUUGAAGCCCAGGACUUAUCAAAAUUGGUUGGAGAGAGAUAUUUGAAUGGUUUCGUGAUUGAUAUGGCUUGUUUAAUGAUCAAGGAAAGUUCGAAGCAGAAAAACUCUCUCUUCCUACCAACGAUUUUUCAGCACUGGACAASAAGUGUCAUCAAGAACAAAGUCAGAAAGUACCUCUUCAAUCCUGACGAGUUGUCUGAACUGGACUGGAUUAUGACACCACUUCACUUGUCAGAGUCACACUGGGGACUUCUUGUUGUAAACAUCAAGUCUAAACAUGUUUAUUAUGACGACAGCUUACACUGGAAGCCACCCUCCAAUAUUGUUUGCAUCACAACGAAACUUCUUCAGGCAUUGCAAGAUGUAGCAUAUAACAAAGAAAAUGAAUUUGACCCUUCUUUUUGGGAUUUCUCAAAUGUAACUGCGUUCGGAAUGCCAACUCAACCUGCAAGUAGCGGAGGUUGUGGGAUGGGUGUUAUCAUGUCUGUAAGCACAAUAAUGAAUGGCCCUAAAGAAAAUCUUCCAGUUUUCAACUGGAAAUUUGAUGACAUGCACAUCCAUCGACGUCUACUAUUAAAACAGUUCUUGGAGUGGAGAAUAACACAGGGGCGAAUAAAGUUUCCCUAAUUUACUAAAACCUGGAUGACAUUGACGUGAAGGUUUUUCUGUUACCUGACUACAA
This is a messenger RNA of Exaiptasia diaphana, 3846 nucleotides long. RefSeq lists its product as uncharacterized. Gene Ontology annotation, biological process: protein desumoylation. The coding region runs from base 246 to 3791 and encodes 1181 amino acids. The transcript is spliced from 14 exons. The record is from RefSeq and is a predicted model, not a curated record. Gene Ontology annotation, molecular function: deSUMOylase activity. Gene Ontology annotation, cellular component: nucleus. Lineage: Eukaryota; Metazoa; Cnidaria; Anthozoa; Actiniaria; Aiptasiidae.